This is a messenger RNA of Octodon degus (degu), 183 nucleotides long. RefSeq names its product MICOS complex subunit MIC10-like. The record is from RefSeq and is a predicted model, not a curated record. The coding region runs from base 1 to 183 and encodes 60 amino acids. The transcript is spliced from 2 exons. NCBI's taxonomy places the organism in Eukaryota, Metazoa, Chordata, Mammalia, Rodentia, Octodontidae.
AUGUCAGAAUGUGACCUCGGCCGGAAGUGGGAGCAGUGCCUGGCAGAUGCAAUCAUGAAGAUAGGUACUGAAUGUGGCCUUUGGUUCUGCACGGGAUUGGGGAUGCCCCACUCCCGCUGUCAGCAUGACUUCCAGGCUCCGUGUCUUCUACGUGGAAAAUAUGUCAAAGAGCAUGUGCAGUGA